AUGUGUGGAGAGAAUAUUAGCCAACAACACAAGCUGAUGGUUGCGGACUUUUCAAUCCAAAAAGGGACAAAGGGAAAGAGGAAAAGUAAUCCUAAGGUCAAAUGGUGGAAGCUAGAGAAGGCAGAAAAUGUGGAGUUGACAUCUAGUUUUAAGGAGAAUGUUCUGAGAGAAAUAAAGUUGGAAGAUGAUGUAAAUGAUUGGUGGGAGUUGAACAGCAAAGCAAUCCUAAGACAUGGGGAAGAAAAUUUAGGCAAAACAUCAGGCAAAGGUCCACCAAAAGAUAACGAAAACUGGUGGUGGAAUGAAGACACACAAGACAAGAUCAAGAAAAAGAAAGAAUCCCAAAAGACCUAUGGUAAACAUAGAACAGAAGAAACAAGCAAACAUAUAAAGACGGAAACAGUUACAAAACAACAAGUUGCCAGAGCUAACGCUGCUGCUUUCAGUGAUCUGUAA
Macrobrachium nipponense is the source of this 456-nucleotide messenger RNA. RefSeq lists its product as uncharacterized. Lineage: Eukaryota; Metazoa; Arthropoda; Malacostraca; Decapoda; Palaemonidae. The record is from RefSeq and is a predicted model, not a curated record. Bases 1 to 456 code for a protein of 151 amino acids. The transcript has a single exon.